AUGAGAGUAUUCACCCGCCUCCUCUACGCGACUCCCGCAUCAAUGGGCUCAGCCUCCAGCCUCAGCGAAGCGCUCGCCCUCCUCCCGCCCAUCCCGCUCUACCGCCGCAUCCUCCGUGUGCACCGCAAGAAGCUCGAUCCCGAGAUGCGCAUCCUCGGCGACUCAUACGUGAAGAGUGAAUUCCGCGCGCAUCGGAGUACGGAGAACCCGUUGCAUAUUAUCGGAUUCCUUACGGAGUGGCAGUUGUAUGCGCAGAAGCUUGAGGGAGAUUCGUGGAUUGGAGAGAAGCUAGAUAAGGGGAAGUUGGAUAAGAUGAGCGACCAGCAACUUGGUCAGUUGUACGAGCUGAUGCAGACGAUUAAGAAUAAGGAUGGACAGGGUGAUGAGUAG
Messenger RNA from Aspergillus calidoustus, 390 nucleotides. The record is from the annotation of a GenBank genome assembly. Lineage: Eukaryota; Fungi; Ascomycota; Eurotiomycetes; Eurotiales; Aspergillaceae.